This is a messenger RNA of Amblyraja radiata (thorny skate), 1204 nucleotides long. Its product is annotated as zona pellucida sperm-binding protein 3-like. Bases 14 to 1117 code for a protein of 367 amino acids. Gene Ontology annotation, cellular component: extracellular matrix. The transcript has 10 exons. Gene Ontology annotation, molecular function: acrosin binding. Lineage: Eukaryota; Metazoa; Chordata; Chondrichthyes; Rajiformes; Rajidae. Gene Ontology annotation, biological process: egg coat formation; positive regulation of acrosome reaction; binding of sperm to zona pellucida. The record is from RefSeq and is a predicted model, not a curated record.
CCCUUCAGUGAAGAUGAUGUCGGUGGCGAGGGUAACGGUGCUCAUGGUGGCCGCUGUGAUGGGACAGCUACAAGCAGAUCUUCCGCCCGGUAUCACCUCCUCCUGCGGUAACCACACCCUGACGGUGUUUGUGGCCAGAGAUGUGUUGGCUGGCGCCCCAGCCUCUGCCCUGCGGCUGGGAAACUGCCCGGCUUCAGACACCAGCUCCCUCCAAGUUCUCCUCUUCCAGUAUGGGCUGCAGGACUGCGGUGCAGUGCGCCUGACGACCGGCAAGGAGGUAACUUUCACAAACUACCUGAAGUUUGGCGAUGGACCUACCUCUGGGAUAAAACGACCCGACGUGCGCCUGGAAUGUGUCUACCCAGUGAAUGAGGUACCAAUGUCUCUGACAACAAUUCCAACAACUGGAGUUCUAGCUGGAGAUGGAAAUCUGAUAUUUUCCAUGAUGAUAAUGGCUGAUGAUUGGACUGCUGAGCGACCAAAUUCCCUCUUCUUCUUGGGAGCUUCGAUUAACCUGGAAGCCUCUGUUCUGGCCCCGUAUCAUCAGGCCCUUCGUCUCUAUGUACAGGAAUGCAUUGCCACACCAACAAGCUCACUGGCCAUGUCUCCAGAGAAUUAUACCAUCAUAACCAAUCAUGGAUGUCUUGUUGAUGGAAAAACUGGAAAUUCCAAGUACUUGCCCAGACAAGAUGGUGCGGUCCUUCAAUUUGUUGUGCAGGCAUUCAAAUUCCUCAGUCUGGAGGAUGCUGAAAUUUUUAUACACUGCAAAGUCAUGGCAUGGGACCCUAGUUGGGAUGAUCUUGUGCAUAAAGCAUGCUCAUUUGACCAGCAAACACAAAGUUGGCAGCUCCUGGAUGCCCCAUUACAAAGUUCCUUGUGUGACUGCUGUAAUUCAAUCUGCCAGUCUCGCCACAAACGAGCCACAGAGCCAGAAACUAGUGUUGGCCAUGUAAUCAAAGUGGGUCCCAUGAGAAUUCUCAGUAAGCAACAUGGAUCCACAACUUUAGAAAAUCAAAGGGUUAUGCUCCUGGCAACGCCCCUGUUGGCUUGUUUUUUGGGAAUUGUUUUCCUAUUUCUGUAUAAAUGGAAGAUCAGGAAUGUGCACCACAGCUGUUGAAGUGGCAAAAGCUGUAUUGGUUAACUGGAUCCUAACUGCUUGAUGUUGGUGCUUAACUUGAAUAAAGAUACAUUUUGCAGAUGUGCA